Hemiscyllium ocellatum (epaulette shark) is the source of this 5631-nucleotide messenger RNA. RefSeq names its product ectodysplasin A receptor (gene edar). The record is from RefSeq and is a predicted model, not a curated record. Gene Ontology annotation, biological process: positive regulation of canonical NF-kappaB signal transduction; positive regulation of JNK cascade. Gene Ontology annotation, molecular function: signaling receptor activity. Lineage: Eukaryota; Metazoa; Chordata; Chondrichthyes; Orectolobiformes; Hemiscylliidae. Gene Ontology annotation, cellular component: plasma membrane. Bases 236 to 1648 code for a protein of 470 amino acids. The transcript has 13 exons.
AGAGAAGCUGAAAUUCCACCGGAGCACAAAGAUGGUUCAGCGAAAGUGACAAUUACCCGGGGAAAGAGGCUGCACACAUUAAUCUCAACAGCUCAGCGUUUACUUCAGGUUUAUCUGUGUUGUUCAGUGCUAUUGAAGGAAGAAGGGUUUUUGCCGCCGUCCUGAAGUUAUUAUUAUUUCAGAUUUGUUCCUGUUAAUCCCUUGGACGAUCUACAAUGUAAAAUUCCUGAAGGCUAUGAUUUUUGAUUUCUCACAAACAAAACACCAAAAGGCAAAUAAAAAGAUGUUGCACUGCAAGACGCUAUGGCGGGCAUACAUUUUCCCUUUACUAUUGGUAUCCCUGAUCUCUUUAGUUAUUGCUGACUACUCCUCAGAAUGUGGGGAGAAUGAAUACUUUAACCAAACAACUGGGUCUUGCCAUGCCUGUCCUCAGUGUCACUCAGGUGAAGAACCUGUUUCGAACUGUGGAUAUGGAGUUAAGGAUGAUUCCUAUGGCUGCCAACCUUGCCAGAAUGGCAAAUUCUCAAAGGGUGUAUAUCAGAUCUGCAGAAGACACAAAGAUUGUGAGGGAUUCUUUCGGGCUACUGUCUUGACACCAGGCACUGUAGAGACCGAUGCAGAAUGUGGGCCUUGUAUCCCAGGUUACUACAUCCUAGACAAUAGAUCCAGAAACACCUACACAAAGGUUUGCCAUUCCUGUUUACUGGCACCUCCAAACACAAAAGAAUGUUUGGGCAUUACUUUGUCUUCAAGCUUUUCGAGCAGUAGCUCAGCUGUCACUGGAAAUUCUGCAGUUCUACAGGAAACUCACAAAGUAGAUCAUGCUGGGCAAGGACACCUUGGCACUGCUUUGAUAAUUGCCAUGUCCACCAUAUUCAUAAUGGCCAUAGCCAUUGUUUUAAUUGUUCUUUUCUACAUUUUAAAGACAAAGUCUUCUACUCAAGCUUGUUGCAGCAGCAAUUCUGUAAAAAAUAUUGAAGCUCAGAUCAAUACCCAAGAAGACAAGAAGGAAGUACAAGAAAAUGUUGUAAUAUUCUCCGAGAAAGAUGAAUUUGAUAACAAACUCAAUGCAGUUCCACCUAAGACUGAAAAAAAUGAAAAUGAUGCUUCGUCAGAAAAUGAGCAGCUUUUGAGUCGAAGUAUGGACAGUGAUGAGGAAGCUGCAUUAGACAAGCGGGGAAUGUCCGAUUUAUGCCUCUUAUCAUUGGUUCCUUUAACAAGAGAUAAAUCAGCAAACAACAAAGCAAGUGGGAUACAGACGCGGAGGGAGAAGAUACUUGAGCUAUGCAAGAAAGUGUGCAGUUACACAGAAGGGCUCAGCCCGACAGAACUACCUUUUGACUGUCUUGAGAAAACCAGCAGAAUGCUGAGCUCUACCUACAGCACGGAUAAAGCUAUUGUGAAAACAUGGCGUCAUCUGGCAGAGAGCUUUGGGCUGAAGAGGGAUGAAAUAGGUGGAAUGACAGAUGGAAUGCAACUCUUUGAUCGUAUAAGUACAGCAGGUUAUAGCAUCCCUGAACUGCUUACCAGACUUGUGCAUAUCGAAAGGAUGGAUGCUGUAGAAGCCUUGUGUAUGGAUGUUCUAGAGUGCACGCAAUGUGCACCAAUAGCUAAUCCUGUUAUCUUACCCAAAUGUGCAAAUGUGUAGUCAGCAUCGUGUAACAAAUACCAUGAAGUAUUGUUUGAGUCCAGAAUAUGUAAUUUGUCAGUGCUUACUAAGUGCUCUAAGACCAAUGAGGCAAAACAUAAUAGUGAAACUAUAGAAGGAGGCUCUGUACUCAUGCCUCUCAGUUUUAAUUCAGGAUCCUGACUGUUAUACUUUGUUGUAUCCUGUUCUCAGGAGACAUUAUGCUAAGGGACAAUGUUAACAACCAGCAGUAAUUUGAACUAGUUAGCUUUAGAAUACCAAAAUGGCAAACUUAUACCUAUUCAUUUUGUACUGCAAUAACCAUGAAACACAUGAAAAUUAAGCAGAAGCAUGCUGACAUACAAAUAUUAUCGAACUAUCAAACAUCCUGACCUGGUCCUAGAUUGUUUGCAGAUUAAGGGACAACUGAUAACUGGAAGGCUUUCAAAAGUGUGGUAACGAGAGUUCAAAGAUAUUAUGUUCCUAUUAGAGUGAAAGAUAAGGAUGCUCAGAUUACAGAACAAUGGACGAGUAAAAAUAUAGAGGCUCUAGUCAAAGAAUAAAAAAAUUAUUAGAUAUAAACAACUGUUCAAAUGAAUAUCUUGAAGAGUGAAAAGAGUGUAGGGCAUUCCUAAGGGUGAAAUCAGUUUUGCAAACCUAAGAGAUGGGAAAGAUACUAAAUGAAUAUUUCGCAUCAGUUUUUAGUGUGGAGAAAGAAAUGGGAGUUAGAGAACUAAGGGAAAUAAACACUGGUGUUUUGAAAACAGUUCACAUUACAGAAGAGGAAAUGCUGGAGGUCUUAGAAAACAUAAAGGUGUAUAAAUCUCGGAUCUGAUCUAGUGUAUUCCAGGACUUUGUGGGGCCCCUUGCAGAAAUAUUUGUAUCAUCUAUAACUACAGGUGAGGUGCCAAAUGACUGGAGUGGCUAAUGGUGUGGCUUUGUUUAAGAAGGGAUGUGAGGAGAAACCUGAAAACUACAGACCUGUGAGUCUGACUUCGGUGGUGGGUUAGUUGUUGGGAGUGAUUCUGAAAGAUAGGAUUUCUAUGCAUUUGGAGAGGUAAGGAAUGUUUAGGGAUAGUCAGCAUGUUUGUAUGCGAGUGAAAUCAUGUCUGACAAACUUGACUGAGUUUUUUUGAGCAAGUAACUAAGAAGACAGGGUUAGACAUUGUUUACUUGGACUUUAGUAAAGCCUUUGACAAGUUUCCACAUAGCAAUUAGUAAAGUUAGAUCCAUGGCACUCAGGGUGAGUUUUCCAGUUGGACACAAAAUUGGCUUAAUGGCUGGAGACAGAGAAAAAUGGUGGUGGAUAUUUUUUCAGACAGGAGGCCUGUUACCCAGAAGUGUUCCACAGGGAUCAGUGCUGGAUCUACUUUUGUUUGUCAUUUAUAUAAAUGAUUUAGAUGACAAUAUAGAAAGCAUGGUUAGUAAUUAUGUGGAUGACAUUAAAAUUAGUGGUGUAGUGACAGUGAAAAAAGUGCUGUAAAAUUACAAAGAGAUCUUGAUCAAUUGGGUUAAUGUGCUAAAGUGUGGCAAAAGGAGUUUCAUUUGGAUAAAUGCAAGGUAUUCCAUUUUGGUAAAACAAAUAAAGGUAAGACUUAUACAAUUAAAAGUAGGGUCUUGGACAGUGUUGUAGAACAGAGAGACUGAGGGGUUCAGGCACAUAAUUCUGUGAAAUUUGCAUCACAUAUAGACUGAGUAGUUAAGAAGACAUUUAGCAUGCUUGCCUUCAUUACUCAGACCUUUGAAUAUAGAAAUUGGAGACAUUAUGUUGAAGUUGUACAGGAGAUCAAUGAGGCCUCUUCUGGAAUACUGUAUCUAUUUCUGGUCUCUCUGUUACAGAAAAGAUAUUAUUAGGCUAGAGAGGGUUCAGAAGAGAUUUGCCAUUAUGUUGCUUGGAAUGGAGGGUUUGAGUUAGAAUGAGAGGCUGGAUAGGAUAGGACUUUUUUCACUGCAGUGUAGGAGGUUCAGAGGUGACCUUUAUGAAGGUUUAUAAAGUAAUGAGGGGUAUAUAUGAUAAUGAAAUGAUUCUUUGACUAUUCAUGGGCUACCCCUAAAGCAAACUGUUGUGCCUCCCCCAUUCCAUUAAAUUAAUGCAAUAGGAAGUCCAUAGAAAUACUGCAUGCUAGGUUUUAAUUUUUUUCCCUUAGUACUGAUGAAUACCAAAAUCACAGCAUUAACAUGGUGCUGCCCAUUGUGCCCACAACACCUCUGUUAUCUAGUCCACCUCCAUUACCUGGUGCCAAUCUCCUAAUUUAUCCCCAUAUUCCUGCACGCCAUUUCUACCCAAAUAACCACUCCAAACCCUCCUUGAAUGCCUCAAUUGAAUCUGCUUUUACAUUUCCAGGCAGGCUGUGUGAAGACAAAUUCUUACAUCACCCUUGCUUUGUUUGCAUAUCACUUUAAGUCUGCCCUCUCACUCUUGUCUCUGUUUCAUUCAUUUGUGGGAUGUAGGUGUUGCUAGCUGGGCCAGGAUUUAUUACCUGUCCCUAGUUGCCCUUGAGAAGGUGGUCAUUCUUUUACAAGGAGCAGCAGCAGCUUCUCCCUAUCUGCAUCAUACAAUACACUCAGCAUUUUGCAAACCUCUAUCAAGUUUCCUGUCAGCCUUCGUCCCUCCAAGAUGAACAGUCCUAACUUCAUCAAUGACUGAAGUUUCCCAUUCCUGGUAGCAUUCUUGUAAAUCAUUUCUGCACUCUCUCCAAUGCAUUCAUGUUUUUCCUUUAAUGUUGAUGCCCAUAACUUUAUAAAAUAUUCCAGCUGAACUCUAAUAAAUGUAUUACAUAUGUUCAACAUAAUCUCUUGACUCUUCCACACUAUGACCCUAUUAAUAAAAUUGAGAACACUGUAUACUUUAUGAACUGCACUCCCCACCUGACCUGCCACCGUCAGUGAUCUGUACACAUGUAUAUCCUCUGCUCCUGUAUUUCUUUUGAGUUAUACCCCUUAUUUUAUGCUGUUUUUUAAAUGUUCUUCUGACAAAAAUGCGUCACUGCACACAUCCCUGCAUCGAACCUCAUCUAUCAACUGUCCACCACUCACCACCCUUUUUGGAGUUCCACACUAUCUACCUAACAGUUUACAAUUCUUCAAAUUUCCAUGUCAUCUGCAAACUUAAGAUUUCCUCCUACACACCGUGAUCCAGAUCAUUAAUAUAUAUUGGGAAAAGCAAGGGUCCCAGUACUGACCCCUGGGUUCAGUACAAACCUUCCUGCAGCCCAAAAAAUAUUCAUUACCAUUACUUUGUUUCAUAGAAUAAUAAUCAAAUAGAAUAAAUAAUUAUAUUAAUUUCGUAUUUCAAGUAAGAGCAACAAACGUUAUAGGCAAGAAAGUGUGGUCAACGUGAUGACAGUUUGCAUCAGAUCAUUUGGGAAAGCACAAAUCUGGAGCAUUACUUUAUAAUAUUGAAGCUUUCUUAACAAAAUACAAUUAAAAGAAAAGUCAAAGUAAAAGAUUUCAUUUAAAACUACAAAUGUUGCUGUAAAGUUAGUGUCAAGCUCAGCAUGGUAGGGUUUGUCUUUUCAUCCAUCAAUUAUGUUUUGGACAUGCAAAUUGAAAAAUGUUGGAAAAUUCACAAAUAUUUUAGGAGGAUACAAAAUUUCAAUAUAUGGCAGCUGGCAAAACCUAUCAACAGAAGAGGCUAUCCAAGAAAUGUUCGGAGGGAAAACUAAUCAAAAAUUCAUAAGCAGUUGUCAAACUCAUAAAACUGGUUUUAUUUUUAAGAUAAAAUACAUUAAAAUACUAUUUCAAAGAACACGACAGGCAGGACAAAUCUAUUAUCAAUUAUUAAAGUGUAUAUUUGAAACCAAGGUUGCAAUUUCUUUUGUUUUUCCCCUGUCAUUACAUAGGGACCAAUCAGUAUUACACAUUUAAUUUUUCUUACAUUUUCCCAGUCCUUUUUAUCAGUAGAAAAUUCCAUAGAGAUGAAGUUUAUGUGCUGGUCUCUUGUAAACCACAUAAGUGGGGAAUACAUUCUGCAGACAUACUAAGUGUUUAUUUCAACGCGUUUU